AAACUAGUAUUUUAUACAACUGUUUGUGAUAAGAUUUAUUUAAAAAUUGUGGCUUAAUACGUAGCUUAAAAUAUUUACAUAAAAAAUUAUCUAUGCAUGGAUUCUAACCUCAAAAGAUUCAAAUAAAAUGUGUUCGUAUCUUAUUACGUAGAAGAAUCUUACCACAAUAGAUUAGUUUACGAAUUAGUUAAGAUUAUUAUUUGAACAUUAGGAAAAUUUCACUAGUAAGCAUGUUUUUCAAGUGGAAACUAUGACAACAUCAACAAUUAAACAGCCGAAACCAGUUGUACUGUUUGGACCAUCUGGAGCGGGUAAAUCAACGUUGUUAAAGAGACUUUUGAAUGAUUUUUCCAAUAAAUUUGGCUUUAGCAUAAGUCAUACUACCAGAAAACCAAGAAAUGGGGAAGUGGAUGGGGAACAUUACCAUUUUACCACCAUCGAACAGAUGGAGAAGGACAUAGCUGAUGGAAAAUUUAUUGAAAGUGCUAAAUUUGGAAACAACUUAUAUGGUACCAGCAUUAAAGCUGUGCAGGAUGUUAGAAAUAAAGGACUGGUUUGUAUUUUAGACAUUGAUGUGCAAGGAGUGAUACAAGUGAAGAAAACUGAUUUAAACCCCUUUUAUAUAUUUAUUCAACCACCUUCUCUGGAGAUUUUAAGAGAUCGAUUGAUUGGACGUGGCACUGAAACUGAAGAAAGCUUGAAACAGAGAUUAGAGAUUGCACAGAAAGAGCUGGUAUAUGGUCUUACACCUAAUAAUGCAGAUCUGAUACUUAUCAAUGACGAUUUAGAAACUACUUAUGAACAAUUGAAAACUUUCAUUGAACAAAAUGUUUUACUUUAACCAUUUCUGAGAUUCUAAAGCAACAUUCCAUAGGCCUUAAAUAUACAGUAUUUUUGUACUUAAUGAAUGAAAAUAAAACCAAUUUAUUAUA
Molecule: messenger RNA, 932 nt
Organism: Aethina tumida (small hive beetle)
Lineage: Eukaryota; Metazoa; Arthropoda; Insecta; Coleoptera; Nitidulidae
Product: guanylate kinase
Exons: 3
Coding region: 251-841 (196 amino acids)
Biological process (GO): purine nucleotide metabolic process
Cellular component (GO): cytosol
Molecular function (GO): GMP kinase activity
Source: RefSeq, a predicted model, not a curated record